Molecule: messenger RNA, 2246 nt
Organism: Caenorhabditis sp. 36 PRJEB53466
Lineage: Eukaryota; Metazoa; Nematoda; Chromadorea; Rhabditida; Rhabditidae
Source: the annotation of a GenBank genome assembly
AUGCCUCGCAGAUAUGUAAGUUUCGCAGUGUUUUCCCUCUGCGAUGGGCCGAUCCGGGCUUUUGACCUACAUUCACUAUUCCUACCGGACCCAAACUUCGUACGAUUAUCAGUAUUCGUUUGAAGUAUCUAUCUUGAAGCUGUCAGACAGAUUUGAUCAUCUGAUCUAGAGAUAUAGUUAUCCACGGCUUAAAAACCUGGUUUUAGAAAGAAACCCGGGUUCUUUAGUCCUAAGUUACUCAACCUCUAAUUCAGAUAAUCUGAUUCAUCUGACUUCUUAAAGGUAAAUACUUCAAUUCAAAACUGACAAUCAUGCAAUGUAUGGGUCCAAUCAGAAUACUGGAAGUGCGUCAAAAGACCAGGUCCCUGCUCAGUGCCCAUCUCAGUAUCAGCCAUUUUGAAUGGAGAAGUAGUGCAGCUAAUAAUAUAUCUUUCAGACAAGAUCAUCAGUCGAAACGGGCGAAUAUGCGCCUGAAAGUCCGGAGAGCCCAGAAGAACAUUCGAGAAGAGUCUCUCGUUUCAAGGUGGAGGAUUUCCCGGAUGAACUGCUCGAAAUGGACGACGGUCAGCCCGCACUGCCGCACCAGCCAAGCUCUGGGCCUCUCGAGUACAUUCCAACGCCGAAAGUGAAAAAGGAAAAGGUGAAACACGAAGAGGAUGAGGAUGAAGAAGAGGAGGAGGACGAAGAGUACGACGAGGAAGAAUACGUUCCGACGGCUCCGUUGACCAGAAGAUCCAGCACGAGAAGGUCCUCCAACAAUGUGAAGCAGGAGGAGCCGGAAGAGGAGACUCCGAAACAGGAGAGCUCCUCGAAAAAGAAGAAGGACGCUCCAAAAGAGGAGAAGAAGAAGGAGAAAAAGGAGAAAAAGCUGUCGAAAGAGCAGAAAAAGAAGGAACAGGAACGGAGAAAGCUUGACAGCGAGUUGGACGCGGAGCUGAGAGCUGCUCACGGGGGCGGACCUACGAAAUCGAAAAAGAAGAAACCGGAGAAGCCGGCGUAUGUGGGAGGGCUGCCGACGUCGUCCAUACAGACUGCUCCCGUCGUCUCGAAUCCAUACAACUAUGAUCCAAAAAUGGAAAUGGUGAAACUCGGAACUGGGCAGCUCAAAUCGGCGUAUCGAAAGAGUAAAACUGUAAGACCUUUUCUAUUAAAUGUAAAUUUCAUAACAAACGUAUUAUUUCAGAAUGUCGAACUUCACAUACAAAAGAAUCUGUACAAGCUGGAGCCGAAACGUGGAAGCCAAGAUGGAGACAGCCGGGAAGUGAGUGAGGAACCCGAUGCCUACACACCGUCUAACAUUCCAACGGGAACGGAAGGCGCUGCGAGCAGUAAGCCGAUUCUGUUCGAUUACUCAGGAAUGGACGAUUAUGACGACUUGAAGCCGCCAGCGAAACGGAGCAAAAGUGAGUAGAUUCUUUUCCGAAACGACUUGAAACUGUUUUGUUUUCAGUAGAGCCGAUCAGCGUGGACAUUGUGGAGACUCCGUCUUCUUCGAAGAGAAGGGAUUCCCGUGAGUCUGCUCGUCCGAGCCCUUACACUCCAACUCCGAUCGUCGCCACGCCAUCUCCAUCCAACAACAAACCGAAACACUCUUCUCCGGCAAUCUUUUCCCCGUCCAUCUACUCUCCAUCAGCUGAAACUCCGAAAGCGCACUCGUCGACGGAAAGACGUGGAAGCGAUUCGAUGCGGAAGGGAGUCUACAUGCCGCCUCAGUCCCGUCAGGACAAGCUGAUUGCUGAGGCCUCUUCCCGUCAUUCUUCCAUUUCAACGGAACGUCGUCCGAGCUUCAUCCCACAGCUCACUUCGUCCAGAACUCCCUCGACUGAAACCAAUGCUCUGUACACUCCAAGUGCUCCCGCUCCGAUUAGAGUCAGUCAACCAUCCCAUUUCGAUCUUAACUUUGAUUCACGUUUUUUUCAGUCGUCUUGGCUCCCGAACACUUCUGCUCUGAAUCGUCGUACCGUCGAAGAAAAUGCUCCGAUCGAUGUGGUCAAUGACGUUCAGUCGCCGCUCGACGUGCUCAACUCUCCCGUUCCAGCUGCGAUCACUCCGCCGCCCGUCUCUCUUGCCGAGUUCACCAACGGCCGCAAGAACAAUCACGAGGAAGGGUAAGCCAAUCAGUUUCCUUUUCUCAAGCAGCAGCAGUCAUACGCAGUUACAGAAAGAAGCACAGAAUGCCAGCAAAGGAAGCGAUGGCCGAACUGAAGACGCUCGUCGGAAAGCUGAAUUCGCUCAACGACUCCUGA